Messenger RNA from Cornus florida, 3555 nucleotides. Its product is annotated as ankyrin repeat-containing protein At5g02620-like. Bases 1315 to 3312 code for a protein of 665 amino acids. NCBI's taxonomy places the organism in Eukaryota, Viridiplantae, Streptophyta, Magnoliopsida, Cornales, Cornaceae. Gene Ontology annotation, molecular function: protein binding. The record is from RefSeq and is a predicted model, not a curated record. The transcript is spliced from 5 exons.
UUAGUGUAAUUCUUGAGUAUUGUAAUCAAUCCAUGUUUUUCCCCUUUACAAGCAUGCCAAUUUGAUGUUAAUCGUGUAGUUCAUUUGCUACUUGUUAAUAACCAUGACAAAUUGAUGUUACUUUGCAAUGAAAUUGAAUUAUGUUAUGCCAAGCAUGCUAUAUGUUUGUAAAUUGGUAUCAACUUAAUUUUAUAAUUUUAACUUUAAAUGACUGUUUUACUCUUGUGAGCCUUAGGGCUCGAGCGUGAAACCGAAGUCGGUGAUAUCACACUUUCAUGAUCUGAUGUGAUUAGAAAGGACCGGUAUGUCUUCAUUUUGACAUCUAACACCUAGUAAGAUGUAUGAUAACCUUUUUAUCUUUGAUUGGUCUCGGGUUCAGUAAGAACUCAUUAACGACUCGGACCCAUUCGAUUUGGGUCGUGACACUUCAAGUCUUAAAAAUGUUGGAGAGAGAGAGUAUAUAUAGGCUUAGAGAGUCCUAAAACAGGCAAAAAGAAGUUUUAAAAUUGUGCAAGUUCAACCCUAAAAGUUCUGGUAAAAAUAGAAAACUAAAAAGAUACCAAACUUUGAUUUUUUGCACAUUAGGCAAGUGUAACAGAGUUUUGCUGGGACUGUUACUGGUAAUACAGGUACUUCAACGGUUCAACCGGUUGUAAAUAAAGGUCAACCAGUUGUUGUUCUGUUUUGUCGCAUUUGAAUGAUUUUCUUUUCUUCAAAAAAGAAAAGAAGAAAAUAUAUUAUGUCUCACGUGAGGUGAAAUACGAGACCGACCCGUCAAACCAUUUCUGAUUGAGCUAUUCAGGGUUAUACGUACAAAGCAUCUUCUUAGUUCCGAGGAGAUAGAAAUGUCCAAGGUGGACCCGAAUUCUAUCCUGGAAAUCUUAUCCGGUUUUAUGCAAUGCAGCUCCACCAAUAAUGAUUACACCACUAUAUAAUCUAUCCAACACAACUACAAAUCUUUCAUCUAAGUCGAGCAGAAACUUUUUCGUCGAAUGACAAAUGACAAAUGAAGUGUUACAAAUGACACCAGAUCUGUGACGUCAGCAAUAAUUUAAUAUAAAGUAGAAUUAUACUUCAAGGAGAUAUCCAUGCUGGCCGCAUUUUAACACCAUCACCAUCCCACGUUUUUCACACACAAGGAGAGAGAGAGAGAGAGAGAGAGAGAGAGAGAGAGAGAGUGUUCGCUCUAUAAAUCUCUUUUAUUGGAAGAGAGGGAGCACUUUUCAUUCCUGAGAUCAGAGGGGAAGGAGGAUAGGAGGCGUACAUGUUCUUGGCAGCUAGUAGUGAUACAACUACCUAACGCAUCGACCCGACAUGGUGCGUUGUACCACUGCCAGUAAUACUGCUCGAAAGGAUGACGUUGAAUUGGAUAAGAGAAGUGCUGUGCUAUACAAGGCUCUAAUGAAAGAAGAGACUCCGAGCAAGUUGGUUGAACUGUGUCAACGACGCUACCAAUAUCCGGAGGGUCCAUUGCACGUUUUAACCAUACACGGUGACACAGUACUUCAUAUGGCUGCACACACUGCCAAAGCGGACUCCGUAAUUCAAUUGCUAGAGAUGUUGCCUGAGAAUGAAAACUGCAAGCUUACCCGUCAAAAUGCAGUUGGAAACACAAUCCUACACGAGGCCGCGACUUGCAACAAAUUAGUCCCAGCCGCCAAGAAAAUGCUAGAAAUGGCACCUGACUUGUUAAAUAUGCGCAACCAUAUUGGAGAAACAGCUUUUUUCAAUGCAGCCCGCUAUGGCCAAAUUGAGAUGUUUCUAUUUCUUGGUACCAAAGUGGGUGAUCAAAAUAUUGAAGGUGAAGCAGUGCCGCGCAAGACAUUUUACCAGAGGGACGACAAUGCCACUGUGCUACACAUUGCUGUUAUCUUUGGACAUUUUGAUUUGGCCCUUUUGAUUGCAAAGCAGUGUGAAUAUUUGGUUGCUGAAAGAGACGAACAUGGAAUGACCACUCUUCAGCGUCUUGCAUGUAAUUCAGCGGCAUUUGAAACAAGGAAUGCAGGAUCUUGGAAGCGUCUUGUCUACAGCUAUGCAUGGGUUUGGAAAGUGCCUCUGUGGGAAGCAAUUAGGAAGGAAAUGCUAAAAUAUGAAUCAGCCGAGAAACUUGCCCACUUCUUAGUAGAAUUAGAUAAUACAUCAUGGAAGCUUAAGCAAACUAAUCAUCUAGAAGUUGAGCCAAGUGAGAACCAAAACAAUGGAUGGACUUCAAUAUCAUCUUCAUCAGCUUCCUUCAAGAUUGAUGGGGAGAAAAGCAAUAGUACAGAAACACCAUUAUUUUUGGCAAUUAAAGCUGGGUGUGUGGAUAUUGUUGAGAUGAUACUCCAAUUGUACCCUCAGGCAGUUGAGCAUGUUGAUGGCAAUGGGUGCAACAUUUUACAUAUAGCCAUCAAAUAUCGACAACUAUGGGUCUUUGAUGUGUUGCAUCAAGUGGGAAUUCCUUGGAGGAGGCUUAUUGUGCGAAGAGACAGAGAUUUGAAUACCAUUCUACAUAUGGUUGGACAAGAUUGUAUAUUCGAACCAGUGCUGGGAAACUUUAUUGUCCAAUUGCAAAAUGAUCUGCUCUUAUUUGAGCAUGUAAAGAAAAUUUGCUCAUCAUGUUCAAUAGAUUCAAGUUUGUGUCGCAACCGUGAAGGGAAGACUGCUGAAGAAGUAUUUGUUAAGAAUAAGGAACAUCUUCGCAUGAAAGCUGUAGAACAGGUGAAGAACAGAAUAGAAAGCUGCUCAUGGGUUGGUGUGUUUGUCUCCGCUGUUGCCUUUGCGGCAGUGUACACUGUACCAGGAGGUUUAGAUCAAGAAACAGGCGUUCCAAUAUUUCUCAACCACCCAUUCUUUCUCAUUUUUAUCAUCGCCGAUGCCCUCUGCAUUUUGUGCACUCUCAUUUCAUUGGUUUUGUUUUUCUCAGUCCUCAUUUCAUGGUUUCGCUUCCAAGACUUCAAGCUCUCUGUUCCAGGAAGGAUAGCAGCAGGUAGUACAGUUCUAAUUUUCUCAGUGUCAAUGCAGGCAUUGGCAUUUGGGGCGUCCGUCGUCCUUCUAGUACAAGAGGGAGAACAGUGGACAAGAAUUGGCUAUUACACAGUUGCAUUCCUCCCCUUUACCGUCAUGUCUGUCUCGUUCGUGCCUUCCUAUUUAUUUCUUGCGCGAAUGCUGCUAAUGUCCAACAUCUAUAUAGCAGGAGGAGUUACAGGACCUCGAUAUAGCCGCUUUUCUUUUCGAUCUUGCAUCAAACGUUUAUUCUGCUUCGGUAAAUUUAUAACAUCACCUCCCUCCAGCAAAACUCCAGUUGAACAAACUACUCCUCCUGUUGUUUGAAAUCAAGGCCGAAAACACCUUCCUAUCCUGCUAGAUGAGAUGAUAUAUCCUUUCUUUUAUAUAUACAUAUAUGCAUGCUCUCUCCAGUCUUCCAGGUAUUAAUUGUUACAAUUAAAUUUCCUUUUACAAUGUCGAUUGAUUCCUUGUAGUACGGUUUUAAAACUUUCACUAUAUAUGUACUUCUUUUAUUAUGACGAAUAUACGGUUUCAUUAUGUAUUUUUAAAUUAUCAUUAUCAUGCAAA